Messenger RNA from Thrips palmi, 1445 nucleotides. Its product is annotated as skin secretory protein xP2-like. The coding region runs from base 46 to 1176 and encodes 376 amino acids. Lineage: Eukaryota; Metazoa; Arthropoda; Insecta; Thysanoptera; Thripidae. The transcript is spliced from 2 exons. The record is from RefSeq and is a predicted model, not a curated record.
ACCCGUCGAUCGUCCAGGUCUCAGCCGCCACACACACGAGGCACCAUGAAGGUCUUGGCACUUGUCCUUUUUGGGGUUGCCCUAGCUCUGGCGGCAGAGCGUCCACGCAACUACAAUCGCUACAAGCGAGGGAACCUUCUGGGCCACCACCACGGCCCGUCCUACGACACCCUGAGCUACAGCGGGCCCAGCCACGGCCCCGGCAUCAGCAUCGCGGACUCGCACGGACCAGCGCUGUCCCUGCCCGCCCCCAGCUUUGACCACUCCAGCUUCUCCGCGCCCCUGCCCGCCGUCGACCACUCUCACAGCUACGCUGCCCCCAGCUACGCUCCCAGCUACGCUCCCAGCUACGCUCCCAGCUACGCUCCCAGCUACGCUCCGAGCUACGCACCCAGCUACUCCGCCCCCGCCCCCAGCUUCCCCUCUGCGCACGACCACUCCCACAGCUUCUCCUCCGGGCACGACCACUCCCACAGCUUCUCCAGCGGCCCGAGCUUCUCCAGCGGUCCUAGCUUCUCCAGCGGCCCAAGCUUCUCCAGCGGACCUAGCUACUCCAGCGGCCCUAGCUUCUCCAGCGGUCCCAGCUUCUCCAGUGGCCCUAGCUACUCCAGCGGACCAAGCUUCUCCAGUGGCCCCAGCUUCUCCAGCGGACCCAGCUUCUCCGGUGGCUUCACCCCCAGCUUAGCCGCCCCCGCCCCCAUCGCGGCCCCCCUGGAGGCCGCCCCCAUCCCCGCCCCCGUCCCCGCGCCGGUCCCCGGGCCCGCCAUCCCUGCCGGCACCGUCAUCUCCAAGAGCGAGGCCGUGGUCAACGCCGUCACCAUCCACAAGGACGUCAAGAUCGGCGUGGCCCAGCCCGUGCCUGUGCCCGUGGAGAAGAAGGUGCCCUACCCCGUGAAGGUGCCCUACAAGGUGCCCGUCGACCGCCCUUACCCCGUGCACGUCGACAAGCCCUACCCCGUGCACGUCCACCGCGACGUGCCGGUGCCCGUCUACAAGGAGGUGCCGUACCCCGUCCAUGUCGAGGAGAAGAUCCCAGUGCAGGUCCCCGUCCCCGUCCCCCACUACAAGCCAGUGCCCGUCCCCCACUACGUCCCCAAGCCCGUGCCCGUGCCCCAGCCCUACCCCGUCACCAUCCUCGUCAAGGAGCACAUCCACAAGAAGGGUGGUUGGUGGUGAUUUAGGGUGGCGGAGCUAGAAAUUUAAUUUCUCCUAGUUUUCAUCUUUCAAGUUCAUUCACUCAUUCAUCCAUUUCAUGAAACCUGUGAUUGCGUUGUUCAUCUAUUCAGUCUAGUCAGCUGUUGAGUCCGUGUUAUCUAGUCGUUGCUGUUGUUGAGUUUGCCCAUUAGGUUCCCAAGUGCCAUCCAGUAACAAGCUGGAUUUAAUUAAAUACUUGUUGUCAUGAAACUGUUACAAACAAAGUUGUUAAAUAAAUAAUUAAGAAAAUA